GAGGGAUCGCCAACAAUGGCACAAAUGGUGUCCACGUCUUUCGGACCCAGGAACCAGGGUUUCCAGGUGGGGCCGAAUUAUGGGUCAAUCAACACGGAAUUCCACCUGCCGCCAGAACGACCCGAAUCACCGCCCGCCCCCUUUGCGAUUAUCCCCUUCUCCCGCGAUCCCGAUUUUGUCAACCGUGGAGACAUUCUCGACCAGAUCGACCAGCGAUGUUCCGAGCCGGCCGCCCGCGUGGCUCUCGUAGGCCUUGGUGGUGUCGGCAAAUCACAACUGGCCAUCGAAUAUGCUCACCGGAUUGCCGCGGGGCAGCCUGACACGUGGGUGUUCUGGGUCCAUGCGGGUACGCAGGCGCGCGUCGAAGAGGGCUUCAGGACGAUUGCCGACGCCGUCAAGUUGCCCGGCCGGAACCAACCCAAGGCCAACAUCCGGCAGCUGGUGUACGGCUGGCUUUGCAAUGAGCGGAACGGUAGAUGGAUCUUGGUCCUCGACAGUGCUGACGACGCCGGUGUACUCUACGGCCCGACGGGCGACGAUAUAUGCAACGACCGACCAUUUGCAACGUACCUACCACAGAGCCAAAACGGAUCAGUUAUGAUCACAACACGCGAUAAAGACCUGGCUUUCAGGCUGACCGGGCGCCGACACAACAUGAUCGAAGUUGGACCGAUGGCGCAGAUUGACGCCCUCACGCUCCUAGAGAAGAAGCUGGGAUUGUUCCCGGAUACAGAUGUGGCGGCCGAUCUCCUCCGGGAGGGUGAGCGUAAAAGGAGCAGGCUUUUAGAGCACGAUGCUGGGGACCUACGGCGGGACGGAGGUGCGUCAAACGCGAUUCUUACGACAUGGCAGAUAUCCUUCAAGCAUGUUCGGUCCAAGCGGCGGUCUGCGGCGGAUCUCUUAUCGCUUAUGAGCUUUUUUGACCGACAAGGUAUUCCUAUAUGGGUUCUAAGUCGAUAUGGGUUUUUCACCCGGCCCACGAGGGCGCGGUUUUCCUGUAUAGCAAACAGUUACAUAGAUGAUGGCACAGAUAACGAUAUAGACGGCGGAUUCGAAGACGAUAUUGCGAUGCUAAGGGACUACUGUCUUAUCGCCGUGGACGAAGCAGGAGACGAGUUUGAGAUGCACGGGCUCGUACAGCUAUCGACGAGGAGGUGGCUAGAAGCAUUUGGGCAGCAGGAGACGUUCAAGCAGCAAUACAUCGAACGGAUGGCAGCGUCAUUCCCAACAGGGGAGUACGAGAACUGGGCGACGUGUCGGGGUCUCUUCGCACACGUCCAAGUAGUCCUUGGUUACCGGCCGAGUGGAGAGAUGAUUGAAACAUGGGCGGAGCUUUUGUAUAACGGCGGAUGGUAUGCGUGGUCACAAGGGAGAUACGAUAUAGCAGAGCCGAUGCUACGCAAGGCGGAGGAGGCUUGUGGGAAGAUGCUGGGAAAAGAGAGUUUAGCGACUCUAUCAUGCAUGUCGAUGUUUGCGAGAGUCCUUAACGCCCAAGGCCGGUGGGAGGAGGCCGAGAAGCGUUUUGUGCAGGUGAUGGAGACUUUCAAGACCGAGUUUGGGGUCGACCACCCGUGUACACUGGGUAUCAUGGGCGACUUGGCGGCAACGUUUUUGUAUCAGGACAGGUUGGAGGAGGCCAAAAAGCUGCUAGAACAGGUACUGGAGGCGAGCCGGAUCAAGCUAGGGGUCGACCACCUAGACACGUUGAAGAGUAUGGCCAACCUGGCGACUAUAUACGGGAAACAGUACCGGUGGGAGGAGGCCGAGAAGUUGGAGGUGCAAGUGCUGGAGGCGAGCAAGAUCAAGCUCGGAGUCGACCAUCCGGACACACUGAGGAGCAUGGCCAACUUGGCGUCAACAUUCUUGAAGCAGGGCCGGUGGGAGGAUGCCGAGACGCUCUUUGUGCCGGUGAUGGAGACUUUUAAGGCCAAGCUCGGGGCCGACCACCCAGACACGCUGACGAGCAUGGCCAACUUGGCGUUUAUUUGGAAAGAUCAAGGCCGAGACACAGAUGCAUUAGCAUUGAUGGAGGCCUGUGCCAAGGCUCAGCAGCGAGUCCUUGGCCCAGACCAUCGAGACACGCGAUCGUCCUCAGCCAUCGUAGCCAAGUGGCGCAGCUAG
Messenger RNA from Parathielavia appendiculata, 2121 nucleotides. Its product is annotated as TPR-like protein. The record is from RefSeq and is a predicted model, not a curated record. Gene Ontology annotation, cellular component: kinesin complex. Bases 16 to 2121 code for a protein of 701 amino acids. Gene Ontology annotation, molecular function: protein binding; ADP binding. The transcript is spliced from 4 exons. NCBI's taxonomy places the organism in Eukaryota, Fungi, Ascomycota, Sordariomycetes, Sordariales, Chaetomiaceae.